Fraxinus pennsylvanica is the source of this 789-nucleotide messenger RNA. The record is from the annotation of a GenBank genome assembly. NCBI's taxonomy places the organism in Eukaryota, Viridiplantae, Streptophyta, Magnoliopsida, Lamiales, Oleaceae.
AUGGAUACUUCUCACUGGACGCAGGAAAUUGGAGUGGAAAAAUCCAUGCCAGAAAUAACUGUAAAUACAUGCUCAAGGCCAUUAGUGGAGAAAAAAGUGAGGCCACAAAAUGAACAAGCCCUUAACUGUCCAAGGUGUAAUUCGACGAACACGAAGUUUUGUUACUACAACAAUUACAGUCUUACUCAACCAAGAUACUUCUGCAAGACUUGCAGAAGGUACUGGACUGAAGGUGGCACCCUCAGAAAUGUUCCUGUGGGGGGCGGAUCGAGAAAGAACAAGAAGUCUACAUUUAGUUCAUCAUCAUUAUCAAUAUCAACAUUCGAUUCAUCCCAUAAUAAACUUCCUGAUCUGAACCCUCCAAUUAUCUCUCAGUUUUCUGAUCAAAACCUUAACGGGCAAGAUCUUAACUUAGCUUUUUCUGCAGCUCCACAACAGUUCUAUCAUGGCACUGUUCCUCAUUUUCUUGAAUUCCCUAAGAUUGAGAACAACAAUAACAUCAACUCUUCUUCUUCGAAUCCGGUUUCGGCCAUAGAUUUGCUAAGGACUGGAAUAACUUCAAAGGGAUUGAAUUCCAUUUUUCCUACACCAAAUGUGGAAACUAAUGCACUUCUUGCAUCAGGUUUUCCAGUUCAAGAAUGCAAACCAGCAGCCAUUGGUUUUUCCUAUGAUGGAAGGCCUACAUUUCAACGACAUUCGGGCACAGACGAAGUCAAUAAUCAGAUCAACAAGGGACACCAUAACUCAAAUGGAUACUGGAAUGGAAUGUUAGGUGGAGGAUCUUGGUAA